UGUGUGGCAACGCCAAUGCAAAUUCCUUCUCCGAUUGCACCUUGGACUUUAUUUUACUUGGAACUUCUUUUGAUUAAAGCACGGUAACAUGGAAAAGUGGGUGCAGUUAAAUAAUCAAGCAGCCGGAAGAGACAAAAUUGCACGACUCAUUCAAUAUGCGUCGCGUGCAAUGUGGGAUUCCCUGGAGAGCUCCAAUGGCCAUCCGGCAUUGGUGGACAAUUUUAAGACCAUCGAGUAUAUCUUGAGCACAUUCCGAAAAUUGCUGCGCUUCGGCAAGGGCUUGGAUGUAUUCUAUGCGAGCCUACGAGCCAUACACUAUCCAGAUUUCACGAUUCGUGUUACGCUGACAAUGAGCAAGCUUUCCCAGGCCUUGUUUUUGCUCGCUGAUCAUCUAUUGUGGCUCGCACGCACUGGACUCACAGCGGUGGAUCCAAAGAAAUGGUCAAGGAUCGCCAACAAGUAUUGGCUGUUUUCAAUCAUCAUGAAUUUGUGUCGCGACUUGUACGAAAUAAUGCGCGUCCUGGAUCUGCACAAGGCCAGCUGCAGCAGCGGCAUAACACGCUGCAAGAUUCCGGCACGUAUUAAUACUCCGGCAGACUUUAAGAAAUUGGCUCUGCAUUCGUACGGCCUGGUGUUGGGUCACAAGGAUAUCGUUGUGGACACAGUGAAGAAUGUAUGCGAUUUCUUUAUACCUCUGACGGCUUUGGGCUACACAAGCCUGACACCGAGGACCAUAGGUGUGCUGGGUGCGAUUUCAUCUAUGGCUGGCCUAUGGGCUUUGCUUGAGCCCACAGCUAAGCUGACGCCCGCAUAAAGCGGAUGACCUAAUACUGUAUUUAUAUAUGAAUUUGUGAACGUACUUGUUGCACUGUAUAUCUGAUAUUUUGUAUAUAUGUAAUUUGUUAAGUUGAAAAUUGACGAUUUUAUGAAACAGUUGAUGCUAUAAGUGUACCUAAA
Drosophila virilis is the source of this 957-nucleotide messenger RNA. It is a transcript of the gene Pex11ab, whose product is annotated as peroxin 11. The record is from RefSeq and is a predicted model, not a curated record. NCBI's taxonomy places the organism in Eukaryota, Metazoa, Arthropoda, Insecta, Diptera, Drosophilidae. Gene Ontology annotation, cellular component: peroxisomal membrane. Gene Ontology annotation, biological process: peroxisome fission.